AAAAAUAACUGUAAUUAUAAUAUAAAAUAUAAUAAAAUAAAAAAGAGUAAUAUAGCAUCCACAAAAAUAUAAAGAAAACGAACUAAGUCACUGGCCAAACAAUUUAUAGAUCAUACCGCAAUCUCCUCCUCCUCAUCUUCCUAUAUAUAAAUUCAAUAAACCCCUCCAUUCUCCCUCAUCUCUUCUCCUCUUGAUCGUCAUUAACAAAAAACCAAAAAAAAAAAAAAAAAAGGGAAAAAAAAGAAGAAAAAGAAAAAUCCCCUAGAGAACAAAGAAAAGGAUAGAAUUAAAUGGCUGCCACUAUGAGGUCCUCUUUGAUUCUUUUCUUUGCUAGCGCCCUUUUCCUCCAAGGCGCUUUGGCUAAAAUCUCAGGGAAUUUCGUUUGCGAGGAAUUGCCAACUAAUGUUUGUGCAUUCGCCAUCGCAACAUCUGGGAAGAGGUGUUUGUUGGAGAACUCUGCAGCCAAAGAUGGGAAGGUUGAGUACCAAUGCAAGACAUCUGAGGUUGUUGUCGAAAAAAUGAAGCAACAUAUUGAGACAGAUGAGUGUGUUGAGGCUUGUGGUGUUGACAGGAACUCUGUUGGAAUUUCCUCUGAUUCUUUGCUCGAACCUCAGUUUGCUGCUAAGCUUUGCUCCCCUGCUUGUUACGAACGUUGUGCUAACAUUGUUGACCUUUACUUUAAUUUGGCUGCUGGAGAAGGUGUGUAUUUGCCAGAUCUAUGCAACAAGCAGAAGAACGGGCCACACCGUGCCAUGAUUGAGCUAUCAAGCAAUGGAGAUGCUGAUGUAGAUGAAUUUGCUUCUGCCCCUUACGCCCCUGUUCCUUAUUCACCCGAUGUUUACUAAUUACCACUAAUUUACUUGCUCUAAUCUUCUAAAUUAAUAAAUAACACUCUCGAAAAUAAAUAGUAGUAAAAAGAAUUUGUUUUGAACAAUAGAUGUCUUUCAUAUCCAGCUAUAACAACAAGUAAUUUUUUAAUUUCUAAAUGGCAGUUUCAGAAAAUGCAAUUCAACAUAAAAAAACGUAUGCAAGAGAAAUAAAUGAAAGACUUCAUAAAAAAUCUUGUAGAAUAAAGAAUGAAGUUUCAUUUCGUACAUGCCAAAUCAUAAAGUAGUAAAGGCUUUCAAUUAAAAUUCCAAUUGUGUCGAACUUUCCAUUUACACUUAAUAAAAUGGGUGUGUCUUAAAAUUUCAUGUGCUAAACUACAAACACGUAUUAUUAUUA
This is a messenger RNA of Lycium barbarum (goji berry), 1224 nucleotides long. RefSeq lists its product as uncharacterized. The record is from RefSeq and is a predicted model, not a curated record. Bases 291 to 845 code for a protein of 184 amino acids. Lineage: Eukaryota; Viridiplantae; Streptophyta; Magnoliopsida; Solanales; Solanaceae. The transcript is spliced from 3 exons.